AUGGAGUCAGUAAAGAAGAAAAUCCAGGCGCUGCAGCAACAGGCGGAUGAUGCGGAGGAUCGCGCUCUGGCCGUUCAGAGGGAGCUGGAUGUGGAGAAAGAGCUGCGAGAAACAGCUGAGGGCGAAGUGGCAUCUUUGAAUCGUAGGAUCCAGCUGGUGGAGGAGGAGCUGGACCGGGCCCAGGAGAGACUGGCCACGGCCCUGCAGAAGCUGGAGGAGGCCGAAAAAGCUGCAGAUGAGAGCGAAAGAGGCAUGAAAGUGACCGAGGACAACGUGAUGCGAGCCGCGGGGACAGCCAGCUACCAGCCACGGGGACGAGGCAGAGGACGGAGGACCAGAGGACCGGAGGACAGAGGACCAGAUUCGACCAACGUUGAAUGCUGGAGAUGCCACCGUAUGGGACACAUUUCCAGGACGUGUCCCAACAACAACCUACCUGACGAGAGGAGACGAGAUCGCAGGAGUGACACGCCACGCCGGGGAAGACAGCGGGACUUGCAGCGCCGCAUUAUGUAA
Molecule: messenger RNA, 516 nt
Organism: Lampris incognitus (smalleye Pacific opah)
Lineage: Eukaryota; Metazoa; Chordata; Actinopteri; Lampriformes; Lampridae
Product: tropomyosin alpha-4 chain-like
Exons: 1
Coding region: 1-516 (171 amino acids)
Biological process (GO): actin filament organization; muscle contraction
Cellular component (GO): actin filament
Molecular function (GO): actin filament binding; nucleic acid binding; zinc ion binding
Source: RefSeq, a predicted model, not a curated record